UCUCAAGAAAUCAUCAGUGCACGUGUGUAGAUCUGUUAUUCUUGGCCAACCACAGUGAAGGGGUUCAGUUCAGGAUGCAUGAUCUUGAUAGAGUUUUAGAGGAGGGGGAUGCUUUGUAUGUUGGUGUUAAAAUGCAGCUUAUGCAUGAACAAAGAUUUCUUCAGGACCAUCUGGCUAUGGAGGACAUACCCCUGAGCAUUUCAACAUUCACCCAAACAUACCAUGUGCAGAAGUUUGAAAUCAAGAUGGGAUACCUCAGAGCAAGAGGGACCCCUGGCACAGAAGAAUGGUUUAUUCCUCUUGCUGAAAGACUGCAAUGUCUUUCAACAGAGUUUAGUCAUGCGCUGCUGCUUAUUUCUCUGGAAUGCCUUGCUGUGUUCAGAGACAGAUCUGGAAGAUAUGGAUUUUUUGAUUCACACUCAAGGACUGCCACAGGUUUGCGCCAUCCAACUGGUGAUGGAACUGCUGUCAUGUUAACUUUUACCCACCUAAGUGACAUGAUAGACAGAAUUCUCAGGAUCUUCCAGGAUCACGCUGAUAAUGCCAGCUAUGAAUUUAUGCCUGUGGCAUUUGAAAUGGAGCAGCACUCUGUCUCACAAAUAAAUUUGUCUCUUCCAAUACCAGGAAAUAUUGUUAAACCCAAAAGCCCAGAAAUGAACGUUGUUAAAGAAGAUGAAAACCAACAGGUGAUAAAAACAAGCAAGCAGCGCAGAAGAAAAGAAAAGAGGAAAAUAGCUGCACAUCAGAGACAACAAUCAGAACCUAAGGACAAAACCACAUUUCAAAGAGGAAGAAAAGAAAAAAAGAGGAGAUAUGAAAUAGAGCGAUAUGCAAGCUGUUUAAAGUUUCAAAUAAAGAAAAACACCACCAAAAAACAGCGAUAUAAUCAAGAUCCACAAUUCAGGAAGAAAAUCCAACACCACAUGACUAGGAAGUACAACACAAGUGACAUUGCUCGGACAAAGAAGAAAGAGUACAUGGUCAGGAGGUACCAAACCAGUGUUCUUUUCCAGUCAAAGCAGAAAGAGUACAUGGCAAAACGGUACACCACAGAUGCAUCUGUCCAAUCAAAGCAGAAAGACUACAUGGUAAGGAGGUACAGCACGGACACUGACUUCCAAAAGAAGAUGAAAGAGUACAUGGUAAGGAGGUACAGCACGGACACUGACUUCCAAAAGAAGAUGAAAGAGUACAUGGUAAGGAGGUACAGCACGGACACUGACUUCCAAAAGAAGAUGAAAGAGUACAUGGUCAGGAGGUACAGCACGGAUACUGUCUUCCAAAAGAAGAUGAAAACGUACAUGCUGAGGAGGUACACCACGGAUACUGACUUCCAAAAGAAGAUGAAAGAGUACAUGGUGAGGAGGUACAGUACGGAUACUGUCUUCCAAAAGAAGAUGAAAGAGUACAUGGUGAAGAGAUAUAGAGAUGACCCAGAGUUUAGAGCACAUCACAUGCUACAUUGUACCUUGUACAAAACACAGAAACGUGUCAAUGAUGUUGCAUACCACAUAUUUCAUAAGUUGCAAUGUGCACUCCGGAUCAAAAAGAAAUAUCAGCCAUACAUCAGUUCCAGAAAGGAAACACCACAACCUUUGGUCAACAAAGUAAUGCAAUGUGCCAUAGAUGCAUUCAGAUGUAACAUUCAACAUGGUCCCACACAUGUCUGCACAGUCUGUCACAGAGCUAUGUUUCCAAAUCAAGUCAGGCUCUGUAAUAGAAGUUGUUACAUUAAAAAUCCACAUAUAGCCAUAUCUUGCUUAACCAAGCAAUAUGUUCAUGCUUGUGACAGUAGCUGCAGUGUUCCUUGUGCAGUUCCAGAACAAAGAAGACGGGAAUGGAUUUGCCACACUUGCGACAGCCAUCUUAAGAGAGGAAAUGUGCCUUCAGUUGCAGUGGCAAACAAACUUGAAUUGGCACACAUCCCUGCAGAAUUACUGGAAUUGAAUGUGCUUGAACGUCAGCUUAUUGCCAAAAUUGUACCGUUUGCAAAAAUUAUUGCACUGCCCAAAGGUCAACAAAGAGCGGUGCAAGGUGCGGUUGUGUGUGUGCCUUCUGAUAUGGAGAAGACGGUCAACUGUCUGCCAAGACCUAGUAGUGAGUCCCAGUUACUACAGGUAAAGCUUAAAAGACACAUCAAGUUUAAAGGAUACCAGCACUUCCAUACUGUGAAUAUGCACAACGUGCUAGCAGCUUUAUUAAAACUAAAAGAGAUACACUCAGAAUACAAAGAUAUCUCUAUAAGCGAAACUGCAUUGUUUGAAAGUGACAUUGAUGGGGAAGUUGAUGAUACAGAACAAGAAGAAGAAGAACUUGGUGUUGCUGAAGAGGAGGAGCGACAUGUGAGUGUAGAGGAACAGGAUGAACUUAGACCAGGCCUCACUCUGGACACAUGUAUGCAGCCACCUGACAUCGGCCAGGAGAUUUUAUCAUAUGGCGAGGGAAUAUUCAGCAUUGCACCUGCUCAGGGAAAAAAACCUGUUGGAUUUUUCAAAAUCCCAAAGCUGGAGGCCAUGGCGUUCCCUGUUCAGUUCCCUACUGGACAUAACACAAUUGAUGAGGCAAGAGAAAAAGCAUUGUCACCAAGUAUGUAUUUCAAUGCGAGAUUGUUCUCUGUGGAUACACGGUUUGCAAGAGACCAGAGUUACCUUUUCUUUGCACAGUUUGCGACAGAAACACAUCUGGCCAGGAACAGCAUGACUGUCCAGUUGCGGAAAGGCAAACCUAUAACAAGAGAUGGCAGAAGAAUUUCCAACAGGUUGCUUCAAGAUAACCAUGAGGUUGAAAGACUGGUGCACAACAAAGAUGCCACACGGUUCAUGCAACCCCUGAGAGGUUCGCCAUCUUACUGGGAGAAAACACUAAGAGAUCUACAAGCCAUGAUCAGGCAGUUGGGAACACCAACUUUCUUUUGCACAUUCAGUGCGGCCGAAAUGCGAUGGCCUGAAGUAAUUACGGCAAUCAAGGCUCAGCAAGGGGAAGACGUCGUUUUUUCAGAGCUUGACUGGAUGACAAAAUGUGAAAUCCUUCGAAGUAACCCUGUUACUGUCAUGCGGAUGUUUGAGAAACGAGUGGAUGCGCUAAUGACUCACCUGCUUUUGUCACCUGCCCAACCCAUUGGUAAGGUUGAAGAUUACUUUUACAGAGUUGAGUUUCAAGCAAGAGGAAGCCCACAUAUACAUCUGCUUGCAUGGGUAAAGGAUGCACCCGAGUUCGAAAGUGAUUCUGAUGAAGUUGUUUGUGGCUUUAUUGAUCGCUACAUAACAUGCAGGCUCCCUGAUUCCACGACUGAUCCUGAACUUCAUCAGAUUGUUACAGAGGUUCAGCUUCACAGCAGAAAACACUCAAAGUCAUGCAAGAAAGGAAAUGUGUUGUGUAGGUUUGGGUUCCCUAAAUUACCAAUGUCUGACACCACAAUAACUCGUCCACGACCACAGCGACCUGAAGAAGAGGAAACUGAAGAGGAUAGCCAUCAAGACAGAAGAAGCUCAAGGUCAGAUGCUGUUCGAAAAGCAAUGAGUGAUGCUAGGACGAAACUCAAACCUUUGUGGGAUUUGCUGAAUGAUCCCCAAGCCACCUUUGAAAACUUGCCUGAACUACUGUCAAAAUGUAAUUUGUCCAUGGAGGAUUACAUGAAGUACACCAGGGAGUUGUCCACUUCAAGUGUGAUCUUGCUAAAGCGUGAUCCAAAGGAGGUUUGGGUGAAUGGAUACAAUCCAGAUUUGCUGAGGGCAUGGAAUGCUAACAUGGACAUUCAGUAUAUACUUGACCCUUACAGUUGCAUCAUGUAUAUGUUGUCCUACAUUUCCAAGCCAGAGCAUGAAAUGAACGAGAUGCUGAAGAACGUGAUCAAAGCAGUGCGUGAAACAGAUGUGAACGAAGAGGAUGAAAUGAAGCACAUUAUGCAAGCCUAUUCGAAGCACAGACAAGUGAGCUCGCAGGAGUCUGUUGCACGAACGUGCAGCCUACCAAUGAAGAAGUGUUCGCGAAGUGUUGUGUUUAUACCAACGGAUGACGAUGCUCUGAAGAUGAGUCUGCCCCUUAGUGUCCUACUGCACAAAAAUCCAGAUUCAGAGGAUGUUUGGAUGUCGGGAAUAAUAGAUAAAUACAGAGCAAGGCCUCAAACACCGGAGUUUGAAAAGAUAUGUCUGGCAGACUUUGUGUCAAAUUACCGCAUUGUGUACGGUCAGCAAACUAAGGGAAAGAAUGUACAACGUCUGCUCAAUGAUAUGGGAUUUGUUCAGAAAAGAUCUGUCGGUAAGGCUGCCGUUAUUCGAUAUGCACGGUUUUCGGAGGAGAAACAAACGGAAAAGUUUUACGGAAGAUUAGUGAAACUUUAUGUGCCACAUCGUUUCAAUGCCCAGCUAAAACCUCCAACAUUUCCAACGUAUGAGCAGUUUUACAAAAGUGCAUUUGUGGAACUUCCUUCCCACCCUGGUGUCCGAAUGCCUGUAUGCGCAAUAGUGAAAGCACACCAGGAGAAAUUCGAAAAACACAGUGAAGAAGUGGACAAAGCAAUUGAACAGUUGCAGCAACAAGGCCCAUCUGAGAAUGCUUGGACAGCUUUUGCCCCUGAAGCUGAAGUGGAUAAUUUGGAGUGCAUUGCAGAACGAGAAGAUGUCAAUCAUGAUGAAGAGGAUGAGCAAGAUGAUGUACCGGAAUACCAGAUUCUUCUUGAAGAUGGAGAUGGAGUCGUUCCUCGGAUAAAGGCACCACAGAUGAGUGUUGAAUUUGUCAGGAAGAUGUUUCAAAGUCUAAAUGAGACACAGGCAGCAAUAUUCUACAUUGUCCGUCAGUGGUGUCAGAAGCGUGUCUGGGGUCAUAAUCCGGAACAGUUUUUUUACUUCGUGUCAGGUGGUGCUGGUUGUGGAAAAUCACAUGUCAUUAAGUGCAUAUAUACGGAAGCAACCAAGAUUCUAAGACAACUGCCUCGACUUCAGGAGGAAGGGGAUCUCUCUGUGCCUACAGUGAUUUUGAGUGCAUUUACAGGAACAGCAGCAUUCAAUAUAUCUGGUAAAACACUGCAUUCCAUUUUAAAACUGCCAAGGAACUUAAAGCCACCUUAUCAAGGACUUGGAAAUGCUCUAGAUGAAGUACGAGCAGAAUUAUGCAGUGUGGAAAUUCUCAUCAUUGAUGAAGUGUCCAUGAUUUCGAAGGAUCUUUUCGCCUAUGUAAACUGGAGACUUCAACAGAUCAGAGGCAGCAAGAAAGCAUUUGGAGGAAUCUCUGUUCUCGCUGUAGGAGACUUUUUCCAACUACCACCUCUCGGUAAAGCCAAACCGCUCUGUGUGUAUGAAGAUGAUGUUCUGGACUUCUGGAAGGACAGUUUUCAAAUAAUUACCCUUACAGAGAUCAUGCGUCAAAAGGAGGACCUUGCCUUUGCUGAGCUUUUAAAUCGACUGCGAGUGAGGCAGAAGACUGAUGUUCUUAGAGAAGAAGACCGAGUUCUGUUACUCCAAGCUGUAAAGAACCCAGAAGACUGCCCUCAUGAUGCUCUGCACAUAUUUGCAACCAACAAGGAAGUUCACAUGCACAAUACUAAAACAAUACAGGCUAUUCACACUGACAUCAUAACCAUUGAUGCCGAAGACUACAGGAAAGACCCAAGAACAGGAGUGAUGAAAAGACAAAAGAAACCUGUCACUGGAAAGAAGGAUGACUUGCUGGAUUCUAUACAAGUUGCAGUGGGAGCUCGUAUAAUGGUGACAAGGAAUCUGGAUGUUGAAGAUGGAAUUGUAAAUGGAUGUUUUGGUCAGAUUGUUAACAUUGUCACUAAAACAAGAGAUGGAAUCGCCACUGUACACAUGCUAGGACUUCAGCUCGACAAUCCAAAUGCAGGUCUGAAACACCGCAGAAGAGUGCAAGGUGAAGACGACAACUCUGUAUAUAUUGAGAGAUCUGAAGAAAGUCUGAGGAAAGGAACAGUUCGUCGUCAAUUUCCCAUCAAGCUCGCUUAUGCCUGCACAGCUCACAAAGUUCAAGGUAUGACAAUGCAGUCUGCCGUAGUGUCACUGAAAAAGAUUUUCGAACCUGGAAUGGCCUACGUUGCCCUCAGCCGAACGACGUCGCUUUCUGGAUUACAUAUUACAGACUUCAUUGAAAAGAAGAUUUAUGCUGAUCCUGAAAUCACAGCAUCAUUGCAGAACAUGAGAAAAGUGACAUUCGAAGGAAUCAUGCCACUUUUGCAACACACAAGGGAAAUCAACCAGGACCAAACACUUAAAAUAGUUCACCACAACACGGAAGGACUGUCAUCUCACAUCGAGGAUAUCAGAUGCCAUCAUGAGCUACUUUUAUCGGAUAUUCUUUGCAUAACGGAAAGUCACUUGUCUGGCUCAUGUAUUCCACCACAUCUCCAGUUGGAAGGAUACAAGAUGUUUGCACGGAAUAGACAUGUCUCCUACUCAACCCAUGUAGAAAUGGCAAAGAAAGACGGCGGUGGAGUUGCAAUAUUUUGCAAAGAAGAUAUUCAAGCUCAGUCCAGACAGUACAUCCAAAGUGUCACAGACCUGGAGUUUGUUGUCAUCAAAAUCGACACUCCAAUGUGUGCAACAAUUGCUGCAGUGUACAGGCCACCACACUACAGUCUUGAAAAAUUCUUGCCAAAUUUAAGAGGCCUACUUGAUUAUCUGGACAUCGAAGACAAACAUCCUGUAAUCAUCAGUGGAGACUUUAAUGAGGACCUCUUAUCUGCUGGAAGAAAGGCUAUACUGGAGAUGUUUCAAUCCAAGGGAUAUACACAGCUAAUCACAUCAGCUACAACUGAGAAGCACACACUACUGGAUCACAUAUACAUCUCACAUCCGGACUUGUGUCUUCAGUCAGGUGUGUUACAGAGCUAUUACAGUUACCACAAUCCUGUGUACUGUAUAUUGCGAAAAUGACAUUCUGUGGUUGGCCAAUAUUGUCGUGUUUUAUGCCAUAAGGAAUCGUGGACUACGCAUUAACUUUCUUCAGGCUCUGUGGUGCUGGACGUGCAUAAUGUGGUGGUUAUGAUUGUGGUGUUUUGACAGACGGAAUCAUGGGCAAUAAGUAUAACAGUUGCAAUAGGGCUCUGACAGCCUUAGCCAAUGGGUUAACUCGAAUGGUUGUGCACUAAUUGUUGUGUUGUUAUGCCAUACGAAACCGGGGGCCACUGAACCUGCAUUAACGACGACAGUGGGGGCUCACUGACAGCCUUAGCCAACGGGUUGGUGCGUAUGGUCGCGUUGUUUUGUUGUCUUGCGUUGUGUUGACAUGCCAUACAAAACCGGGGGCCACUGAACCUGCAUUAACGACGACAGUGGGGGCUCACUGACAGCCUUAGCCAACGGGUUGGUGCGUAUGGUCGUGUUGUUUUGUUGUCUUGCAUUGUGUUAUCAUGCCAUACAAAACCGGGGGCCACUGAACCUGCAUUAACGACGACAGUGGGGGCUCACUGACAGCCUUAGCCAACGGGUUGGUGCGUAUGGUCGUGUUGUUUUGUUGUCUUGCAUUGUGUUAUCAUGCCAUACAAAACCGGGGGCCACUGAACCUGCAUUAACGACGACAGUGGGGGCUCACUGACAGCCUUAGCCAACGGGUUGGUGCGUAUGGUCGUGUUGCAAUGAGAUUGUGGCAUCUAUGGUCAUUUAACAGUGUUAUGGCAGUGAGCUACAAAGCAGGUACAGCAGCAGGAAGGAUGAAGGAGUAAUGUGGCAGCUCGAGGGAGGACACUAGGAAGUAAAGGCGGCGGCAGCAGCAUACAGGAUGCAGUGAGGAUUAGUGUGGCAACUCCAGGGAGGACACAGACAGUGAGAGCAACAGCGGCAUUGCAGGAAGAAUUUUGAGACAAUAGCAGUCCUGUCCAACAAUGGAUAUGAGAAGCGCCAGGUCAGAAUGUCUGAGAAGAUCAAGUGUGCUACAACACCGAUAAUGACAAGCUGGAUACAUUGGAAAGCUGGAUUUCUUUUAAUAAUGUGACCAAACCCAUUUGGCAUUUAGGACAAUACUGAAGACUAAAGAACCAAAUGAAGAACCACAUUGAAGCAGUAGAGGGUGUCCAGCCUGUAUGCAAUGUCAGAUCCAGCGGAGAGAUGUCGGGAGCUGCUUCACUACACCGCUCAUUGCAUUAAUUAAUUUCAUUUUAUUUAAAAUUUAGUUUUAUCAUAUUAAAUAAUUGGUUUCUAUAUAUAGAUAUAGAUAUAUAGAUAUUAAAAUCUAAAAUAUUAGUUUAAUAUAAUAAUUGGUUUCAAUAUAUAGAUAUAGAUAUAUAGAUAUUAAAAUCUAAAAUAUUAGUUUAAUAUAAUAAUUGGUUUCAGUAUAUAGAUAUAGAUAUAUAGAUAUUAAAAUAUAAAAUAUUAGUUUAAUAUAAUACUUGGU
This is a messenger RNA of Misgurnus anguillicaudatus (oriental weatherfish), 8340 nucleotides long. NCBI's taxonomy places the organism in Eukaryota, Metazoa, Chordata, Actinopteri, Cypriniformes, Cobitidae. The record is from RefSeq and is a predicted model, not a curated record.